AUGAUGGACCCCAUCUGCGGGGUAGGGGGCCUCCUGGCCUCUGGGCUCUUCCUGCUGCUGCAGCUGCCCGUGGGCUACUGUACCUCUGAUGACACCGUCCAAGAGGAAGGCUGUGGUCAUUCAUAUCUCUACGACAGAGUCAUAGGUGGAGAAGAUGCAGUAAGCCAGAAGUGGCCAUGGCAAGUGAGCAUUCAAGAAUCCAACAAUCACCUGUGCAGUGGAACCAUAGUUGCCUCUCAGUGGGUGAUGACAGCUGCUCAUUGCGUGAAGAAUGACUUUUCUUAUAAUGUCUACAUGGGGACCACGAAACUCAAUGAAAGCAGUGAAAAUUCUCUCCGGGUCUCAGUUGAGAAGGUGGUGAUUCAUCCCAACUUCCAGGAGAAUAGAUACUGGUCAUGGAUUGGCCGUGAGAACGACAUAGCCCUCCUCAAGCUGGUCCAGAAGUUGAAUUACACCAAGCACAUUGCCCCUAUCUGCAUUGCCUCCUCCAAGUUCCAAGUGAAACCUGGGUCCUUUUGCUGGCUAACAGGCUGGGGUAUGACCAAAGUACCCACUCCAGGAAAAGAAGAGACAUUGUCUCCAAAACUUCAGGAAGCUGAGAUCUCCGUCAUGAGCAAUGAUGAUUGUGACACCUUUUACCAUGAAGCCUCACAAGUGCCCACCAUUGUCCGCAUCAUCUCUGUUGGCAUGCUGUGCAGCGAUUACUCUCGAGGAAGAGACUUCUGUAUUGGAGAUGAUGGGAGCCCACUCGCCUGUGAAGUUGACAACACCUGGUUCCAGGCAGGUCUGGUGAGCUGGUCCCUGGGAUGUGCUCAACCAGAAACCCCAGGUGUCUAUUCUCGGAUCAGCGAGUACUCCACUUGGAUAGAUAGGGUGGUAGCAGAGCUCAACCAUACAGUCUCCAUCCUCCUCACCUGCUCCUGGAUCACACUCCUCUCCCUGCUCUUGCUGCUUUGUCUCAUGAUGGUCCUGUGA
This is a messenger RNA of Gracilinanus agilis (Agile Gracile Mouse Opossum), 975 nucleotides long. It is a transcript of the gene PRSS50, whose product is annotated as serine protease 50. The transcript has 6 exons. Gene Ontology annotation, cellular component: endoplasmic reticulum. Gene Ontology annotation, molecular function: threonine-type endopeptidase activity; serine-type endopeptidase activity. Bases 1 to 975 code for a protein of 324 amino acids. The record is from RefSeq and is a predicted model, not a curated record. Lineage: Eukaryota; Metazoa; Chordata; Mammalia; Didelphimorphia; Didelphidae. Gene Ontology annotation, biological process: proteolysis.